Messenger RNA from Ipomoea triloba (trilobed morning glory), 1843 nucleotides. RefSeq names its product probable glucan 1,3-beta-glucosidase A. Bases 11 to 1603 code for a protein of 530 amino acids. Gene Ontology annotation, biological process: cell migration; establishment or maintenance of cell polarity; actin filament bundle assembly. Gene Ontology annotation, cellular component: actin cytoskeleton; cytoplasm. NCBI's taxonomy places the organism in Eukaryota, Viridiplantae, Streptophyta, Magnoliopsida, Solanales, Convolvulaceae. The record is from RefSeq and is a predicted model, not a curated record. The transcript has 7 exons. Gene Ontology annotation, molecular function: actin filament binding; hydrolase activity, hydrolyzing O-glycosyl compounds.
AUACAAGAAGAUGGAUACACAGACACUACUACCAACCAUGAAGCCCAACUAUGUUUUCAUUAUCCUCGUCGUCUGUUGCAUACUCUCAUUAGUUUCUCAGGCGAAUGUCGCCGCUCCGGCGGGUUCCAACGGCUUCCGGGUUCGCGCUGUUAAUCUCGGCGGUUGGCUAGUCACCGAAGGAUGGAUCAAGCCUUCUCUCUUUGACGCCAUUCCCAACAAAGAUCUCCUGGAUGGAACUAUGGUCCAAUUUAAAUCUGUUACGGUCGGAAGGUAUCUCUCUACAGAGUCCAGCAGCGGGACGAUCUUAGUUGCUAAUGAAACGGUGUCUUCGAAAUUGACAGUUUUCAGAUUGUGGAGGAUCAACGAGACCACCUUUAACUUGAGGGCUAGCAACAAUCAAUUCGUCGGAUUAGACAUGACCAACGGCGGCGCCGGAGUCAACCUCGUGGUUGUCGAAAGCACACCGGGUAUAUCGGAGACAUUUCUGAUUCUUAGAAACUUCGAUGACCCAAAUCGUGUUCGGAUUAAGGCCUCCAAUGGGUUUUUCUUGCAGGUGAGGACAAGGGAACUUGUCACGGCAGAUUCUAAAGAAAAUGAGGGAUGGGGUGAUGAUGAUCCAUCAAUUUUCAUCAUGACAAUCUUUGGAGGAUUCCAAGGAGAAUUUCAAAUUACAAAUGGCUACGGUCCAUUAAUGGCACCAAAAGUUAUGAAGGAACACUGGGAAACAUUCAUAGUGGAAGAGGACUUCAAAUGGAUCUCCAACAAUGGACUAAAUGCAGUGAGAAUACCAGUUGGAUGGUGGAUUGCUAGAGAUCCAAACCCUCCAAAGCCCUUCGUGGGGGGAUCCUUGAAGGCUUUAGAUAAUGCUUUUUUAUGGGCUAAGGAAUAUGGACUGAAGGUUAUCAUAGAUCUGCACUCUGCACCAAGAUGUCAAAAUGGGUUGGCUGUAGGCGCCACCAGAGAUGGGUCUCUGGAAUGGGGUAUAGACAGCGUGGAUCAAACCGUUGACGUCAUAGAUUUUCUCACUGCUAGGUACGCUGAGAAUCCGAGCCUAUACGCGGUACAGCUGAUGAACGAGCCGGUGCUGUGGAAUUCAUUAGAGACGUUGAUGUGGUACUACCAACGCGGCUACGAGGCGGUUCGGAAGCACUCAUCCACGGCGUACGUGGUGAUGUCGGUUCGGAUGGGUGUUCAGAACGUGACGGAGCUCCUCCCCUUCGCCGCCGGCUACGAGCGAUCCGUCAUCGACGUCCAUCUCUACAACUUGGCAUACUGGACUGUACAGGAGACCAUCGACUUCCUUAACACCUACUCCAAAGACAUGCUGAGUGCCGUGACAACCUCAAACGGACCGCUCAGUUUCGUGGGAGAAUGGGUGACUGAGUGGUUGGUCCCAAACGCCACAAAGGAAGAGUAUCAGCGAUUUGCAAAGGCCCAGCUGGAAGUGUUUGAUCGUGCCACGUUUGGUUGGGCGUAUUGGACACUCAAAAAUGUCAUCAAUCACUGGAGUUUGGAGUGGAUGAUAAACAAUGGUUAUAUCAACCUCACAACCACCUCUAUAACUCCAUCUCCGAUCAUCUCUACGUCUCCUAGCUCCAUCUAAUGCUAUUUCGCACUCACUAAGAAUAUAUAUAUCUACUAUCUGUUUACUAUACUAAUAAGAGCCAAUAAAGUAGGCCUAUAAUGAUAAAUAGUAAAAUGAAUGAGAAAUAUUCAGAAAUGAAAUAAAUGAGUUAGAUUAUUUUGUGGUUUAUGCAUCAAAACGAUAUGAUGCCGCUUUGAUUAAUGAAAAUAAAUGGUUGAAACGACUUUCUUUCGCGUCGUUAACUCUCUAUGUAUAACA